AUGAAGAGGGUGCUUCAAUCCUUCAUUGAGUGGCGAGAAGACAAGGACGAAAUGGACAUGACUGAGACAAUGACGACGGCAAACGACAUGUAUGGGACUGCGACUAUGACGACAAACGACACAAAUGAGACUGCGACUAUGACGACGGCAAACGACACGAACCUGACUGCGACUACGACGACGGCAAACGACACGAACGUGACUGCGACUAUGACGACGGCAAACGACAAGAAUGGGACUGCGACUAUGACGACGGAAAACGACACGAACGUGACUACGACUAUGACGACGGCAAACGACAGGAACGUGACUGCGAUGAUGACGACGCCAUAUGACAUCGACAUGACUUAG
Molecule: messenger RNA, 351 nt
Organism: Dreissena polymorpha
Lineage: Eukaryota; Metazoa; Mollusca; Bivalvia; Myida; Dreissenidae
Exons: 1
Coding region: 1-351 (116 amino acids)
Source: RefSeq, a predicted model, not a curated record